This is a messenger RNA of Nilaparvata lugens (brown planthopper), 3752 nucleotides long. RefSeq names its product epsin-2-like. The transcript has 2 exons. Bases 105 to 2567 code for a protein of 820 amino acids. Lineage: Eukaryota; Metazoa; Arthropoda; Insecta; Hemiptera; Delphacidae. The record is from RefSeq and is a predicted model, not a curated record.
CACAAGAGGUUGAAGUGCAUGAAGAAGCAGAAGAAUAUCGGAUAAGUCGAUUUACCAGUCAGUUGAAUUCAGUAAUUCGUUAGUGCACCUCGAGUCAGGCAACCAUGGAUUAUUCAGCUAUCUUCAUACUAGCAGCCUUAUCACUACUAGCAACGAUUCAAGCUGAGGAAUCCAACGGCCAUGCAGUCGGCAACAUACAGAGCAACCACCCCCCACCCAUCAAACUCGACCCAAAACUGAGGCGCGCUCUACUGAGGGUACUCACGAAACUCGAAGAGGAGGAAAAACAAAACAAAGACUACGACUUCGACAAAAUGCCCAUGGGAAACAUUGUGACCGAGGAAGACUUCAUCAACUAUUUCAACAGCAAGGAUGCCCAGACCCAACUAUUCGAUGCCACAUCCAAAGAAGACGACCAGGUCAUCAAAAUCGACCAGAACUACAAGAGGGCUCCGGGCGAGCAGUUAAAGUUCAGUUUGUAUGACCCUUCAGGUGAAAAACAUAACCCUGAGGAGAUCCUGAAUGGUCCAUUCGUAGAGAAAUACAAGAACCAAGAGGUUGAUGAGAUGAGGAUGAAAGAAGUUGAGGAGUUGUCAGAGCGGGUGAAGUUUGUAUCAACUGAACCCUCACCUCAAGACGCCAUAUUUUUCCAGAUACCUCACCCCAUAGAGAUCCCCAAUACAUCAAAUCUGGAUAGCACCAAGUUCUCGUUCACUAACGACUCCCUUAACGCGCAGGAAACUAGAAACAUUGUAGCUUCCCAAACUGAAUCAGUAAAGGUUGAUGAGAAGGUUAAGGAGGAAGCAGUAGCUGAGAAUGAAGUGGCAGGUAAUGUAGGGGAUGACAAUGAUGAAGAGGAAGUAGAAGAUGAGAAACCUAGUGGAAAUUCAACAAAACCGGAGAAACAUGAGGUUGAAUUCUUUGGUGCUCCCUUAUUGGCUGCCUUCACUGUACAACAAGACCAACAAGGUUUACCCCGCAGAGUGAUCCCAUUGGAUUACAGGAGCAACGGAGGAGAACCCAUACCGUUGCCUACAAUCAAGGAACAGGAGGAACAAGAGGCCAAGGAGAGGGAACUACAGGAAAAACAAAGGAUUUUGGAACAACAGUUGUUGGAACAACGGGAGAGAUUGAGGUUGUUGCAACAACAACAAUUUCAACCUCAACAGGUCUUUGGGAACAGUGAGAACAGCCAAUUCAGGUUUAGUGACAACGAACACAGGAACAGCCCACAGUAUUAUGAACAGUUGAGAAGUCAACAACAGAUUUUGUUGGCCAAUCAACAGCGACAACAGUUGGCAGUAACACAACAGGGGGAACAACAGAGGUUGUCACUCCUGGAACAAGCCAGACAAAAACAACAGACGAUCCUGUUGAGUCCUCAACAGAGACAACAGGAAGAACAGGAGAGGAUUUUGGCGCUGAGGGAACAGGAACGGUUGAGAUUAUUGAGGAAGGAGGAAGAAUUGAGGAAUCAACAGGGUUUCAACUUUCAGAGGAGUGUUGACUUCCAGUUUAGACCUUCACAGCCUCUACCCAACCAGUUUGGAUCCAACAAUGUCAGUCCAUUCAACCAGUUUCAACCAUCAGCUGAGCUGAACAGAGUCAACCGUGGUGAAUCAAACAGAUUUGUGGGUAAUCUGGGGUUCAACAAUGUUAUACCAACACCUGCACCCACUCCAGAUGCUCAACUUCAGAAUCUGCUCUUCCGGUCAGGUGUUACAGGAGAAAUUAAGACUACGGGACAACAGGAGGACCUCAAUAUUGUUUCAAAAGUGUUGGCUUUGAAUCACGGGGCGCAGUUACAACAGUUCCAGAAUCCUCAACAGAGUUUUGUUAGUCAACAAUCAAACAACAAUCAACAGUUUGUUCAGCAGCAGCCACAGAACCCCCCACAACAAAACUUUGUGCAGCAGCAACCCAAUGGGUUACAGUUCCAGAACUUUGUUCAGCAACAACCAAGUGUAGCACAAAACUUUGUUCAACAACAGAGUAAUCAGCAAAGCUUUGUGCAACAACAGCCAAGUGUUUCACAGAGCUUUGUUCAGCAACAACCUAGUGUGUCACUAAACUUUGUUCAACAACAACCCAGUGUCUCACAGAACUUUGUUCAACAACAACCUAGUGUCUCACAGAACUUUGUUCAACAGCAACAGAGUGUGUCACAAAAUUUCGUGCAGCAGCAACAGCCACGAGAUUCACAAAUUUUGUACAGCAACCAAGUGUCUCACAGAACUUUGUUCAACAGCCUAGCGCUCCACAAAACUUUGCUCAACAGCCUCAAAACUUUGCACAACCUCAGAACUUUGUUCAACAACCUCAAUCACAACAACAGUUUCAACAACCACAGCAGCCACCUCAAAACAACUUCGUACAACAACCACAAAACUUUGUGCAAAAUUCUCAACACUUUGCACAGCCACUACAAGCUCAACAACAGACCUUUGUGCAACAGCACCAAAACUUUGCUCAACCACCCACAAAUACUUUCCAACCCAUUCAACAGAACUUGUUACAAUCGUUUACAAAUCAGCAGAAUGAAAUAUUUAGGUCGAGGGAAAUCCUAGGUCAGCAUUCUUCAAAAGUUAGUAAAGUUGUUAGGGCACCUUCUAGAGUCAUAGAGCCCCCAUUCCCGUGAAAAACUCCCUAGUGCCUGAAAUCUCAAAAUUUUGUUGUUGGAUGCAACAACAAUCGAUGAAUAUUUGGUCAAAAUAUGAGUGAAAAUAUUUUUUAAAUUCAAAUUCUCAGUUGUUGCUUCCAAAAUACCACUCAAUUGUAAAUAUUGUUGACUGUAUAUCUUUUGUAAUUUUACAAAUUGUUGUGUUAAUAUAGUUUUUAAGUGAUGAUUGAAUAGUAUUCAAAGUUUUAUGGACAUUUGUUAUGCUAUAACAUUGUUAUAACUAGUAUUUAAUUUAAAUCAUGCUUCAAGUCCAUUAACAAUGAUAGCCCAUAUAGUAGAAGAUUGAAAUAACUUCAGGGAGCUCUAGAAUAGUCUCAAUAAUAGAUUUGAAUAAUAGUUGGCUUUGGCUUUAUUUAUUUGACAGCUGUUUACACCUUGUUGAUACAUACUAGCAGAUAUGUAGUAGAUAAUGACCACCUACUUCAUACCUAUGUCUAGAUUAUGUUAACAAGUUAUAUUUCACAAGCUAUACUUUACAAGCUUUAUCAAAAAUAUUUCACAUUAGAUAGGCAGCUCAAAGUACCUGUGUAUAAUAUUAUAGUCUAUGAUAGAGUAUCAUGAUAUUUCUGGAUAAUUGUCACUUUAGAACCUGUUAAAAAACUGCGGUAGAGCCUAGUAAGCAAUGUCAUCUUCUUGAAAAUCCUACAUGAGUGAAUCAAUUUAUACACAAGUAAAGAUGCUUUAAUGAAUAUUAUUUUUCUUUGUAUGAUAAGAAUAAUUAUUGAUCUAGUUCUCUUUUAAGCUAGGUUCACACCAAAGCUAUUAGCAAAAUGUUUAUUUCUCAGUCCUUAUAGAUUCUAUUAGAUUGAACAUAACUUAUCAAACACAUGAUGAGCAUAUGUGUUUGUCAAGCUUCGUUUAAACUAAUAGAAUCUUUAAGGACGGAAAAAUAAAACAUUUUGUUAAUAACUUUAUUGUAAAUGCAGCUUCAUGAAUCUAUAUUCAAGAUAUAUUUUUGUCAUUCGAGUAAAAUCAAAAUAAUAGUUACUGUUCAAUGAAUUGUAAAUAGAACACUAUAUGAACAUGUAAACAAAAUCAAUGUGUUGAAUGUGUUUUUUAAUAAAUUCUUGUA